Molecule: messenger RNA, 1711 nt
Organism: Priapulus caudatus
Lineage: Eukaryota; Metazoa; Priapulida; Priapulimorpha; Priapulimorphida; Priapulidae
Product: leucine-rich repeat extensin-like protein 5
Exons: 2
Coding region: 101-1711 (536 amino acids)
Source: RefSeq, a predicted model, not a curated record
CAUAGACCCUCUCACUCUCAGCUAUAGUACUAGAGCUAAGAUGAGCCUAACAGAAGCGUCGAUAUGAAAGCGUCCACAGGUAUAUAGCGUGCCCUACGACAUGCAUUCCGGUUACGAAAUUCCAAGGUCAGUACUGCCACCAAAGAGACUUCGGCAUAUGAGUGAUUCCUCUGACCUUGGAUACAGUUCUGACACGGGAAGCUCUCUACCGAAGUGGCCCGACUUUAUCUCGAUCGAAGGCCACCUACACUGUCACGAAUCGGCGUUGUUCCCAGAAGAGGUUGGCAGCGCAAUAAUCCACGUAGAAGAAUGCAUUGAAGAUCUCCUCAAUCCACUCGAGUCGCCUUCCAUCGUGCCGUAUUCGGAGGGGAGUGUUUCACGCCGGGAGCCGGGCAUUGCCGACCUUUUCGAUGAGAAUCAUGUGCCGACUCUUCAGCCGACCACCCCGGACAAGCAUUCCUCGGCUUUCAGCAUCGUUCCGCGAACGCCCAGCCCUCAAAAUCACGAGAACAUUCCCUCUGCAGGUGGCAAUCCAUUAACCAUUGAUCGUGACCCCACUGGGAUAUCAGCAACCAAAGUUCUACGAAGGCUGGAUGAAAAUAUUGAAGCUGCAGAACCAGUAGCAGCACAUCAGCAACAGAAGGCUGCACCUUGCCACCAGCCACAGUUAUUAUCUCAUUCUUUGCAUGAACACAAGAGUGUACCUAUGCAGCAGCUUCCUAUACCAUCGUCUCUGCCAACAACAUUCCAAUCUCAGCCAACACCAUUAUCUUUCCUACCAACAAGCCCUCCAUCUCCGCUGCCUGACUCCCCAUCCCUGCCCUUCAUCUCCAAUUCUCAGCCCCCAGAAGCACCUGCACUGCCCAAUUCCCCAUCUCCCCGACUUUUCUCCCAGUCUCAACCACCACCAUCAUCUCUACUGCCCAUUUCCCCAUCUGUACCACGAAUCUCCCAAUCGCAACCCUCACUAUCAUCUUUGUUGUCUGCCUCCCCACCUGCACCCCGAAUCUCCCAAUCUCAACCCCCAGCAUCGUUGCUACAAUCUGCCUCCCCACCUGCACCCCGAAUCUCCCAAUCUCAACCCCCAGCAUCGUUGCUACAAUCUGCCUCCCCACCUGCACCCCAAAUCUCCCAAUCUCAACCCCCAGCAUCGUUGCUACAAUCUGCCUCCCCACCUGCACCCCGAAUCUCCCAAUCUCAACCCCCACCAUCGUCGCUACAAUCUGCCUCCCCAUCUCUUGCACGAUUCUCUCAAUCUCAACCCCCACCAUUCUCGUUACAAUCUGCCUCCAGUUCUGCACCACAAAUCUCUCAAUCUCAACCCCCACCAUCGUCGCUACAAUCUGCCUCCCCACGAGUCACGCAACCCGAACUGCUUCCGCAAUUGCCGGUUCUUGGCUCCCCGCCUCCGGCGACCGUCCCUGGCGGACGCCGGUCGCGUCGGCAGAUAUACCUCAGCAUGGAAGACGCGCUCAUCGACCAGUUUGGCUCGACGCUGUCGGGCGACGCCUUCCUCUUCUACGGACUGCAGGACGAUGACGACGUCGACUCGUCGCAGGAGGUGCCCAUGUGGGAGGAGGAGAGCGACGAGGCGCGCAGCAGCUCGGAGGAAAGCGAGGACGCGCGCGUGCCUGGGGGGUCGCGACCCGCCGGGUCGUGCGCGCGCGCGAAUUACGAGCACGUGGUUCCGGGAUGGGACAGAGAGGAGUGA